Molecule: messenger RNA, 3584 nt
Organism: Dalotia coriaria
Lineage: Eukaryota; Metazoa; Arthropoda; Insecta; Coleoptera; Staphylinidae
Exons: 13
Coding region: 322-3525 (1067 amino acids)
Molecular function (GO): heme binding; iron ion binding; monooxygenase activity
Source: RefSeq, a predicted model, not a curated record
GUGCAUUAUGACUUGCUAAUUUAGGUAUAAGCAUAAAAUGCACUUAAACACUUAUUGAUUUUCACACAGUAACGAUUUCUACUGAUUUUAAAAAUUUAUUAUAUUUUAUUACUGCAUAACAAUAAGUUGUGAUAGAUUAUAUUAGAUUUGGUUAUAUUUCUGGCCCAUAAUUUAAUUUUGAAUUUGAAGUGGUGAUUUCUCAUUUUAUUCCAUCUUACUUCAAUCACUUAUACUCUAUAUCACUUAUUAAUAAUCUACCUAAUCAUUGUUUAUAUUAGAUAUUAAUAGAACGCUUGAAUUAUUAAACACACAGUCUCCAUCAUGCUGCGAUCAGGCGUGUUUCGAGGACUACUCACUUGUGAGUUACCUAAUUUGUCAAAACAGAACUUUUUACCGAAAUAUUAUUCGGCGAGUGCAAACGCCGCGCAGAAAACAAACCAUCAAACAGUUGAAUAUGAAAAUGCCAAGCCGUACAACACCAUUCCAGGACCAAAACCACUUCCAAUUGUUGGAAAUGCGUGGAGAUUCAUGGGAGGCAUUGAUUUUUUGAAAAUUUGCAAAGAAAUGCAUAACAAAUAUGGCGAUAUUGUAAAGAUGCGAGAACUACUCGCUUUCGGUGACAUGACAUUCUUGUUCAACACUCGUGACAUAGAGUACAUGCUCCGUAAUGAAGGACAAUGGCCGAGUCGUGAAGCCCUGCCAUCUAUGAUGUAUUAUCGCCAUGUAUUACGUCGAGAUGUUUAUGGAGACACUCAUGGUUUGGUCAACGGUCAAGACGAAAAAUGGGGCACUUUCCGAACAGCAGUUAAUCCCAUUAUGAUGCAGCCACGUGUUACCCAUCAAUACAUUCCACAAAUCAACGAAAUCGCUGAUGAAUUUAUUGGUUUAGUAAAGAAUUUGAAGGCGAAAGAUGCCAACGGUGAAAUGCCUGCAAAUUUUAUUGACCAAAUGAAUAAAUGGGCUUUUGAGUCGAUUACCGCCAUUGCUCUGGAUACCAGACUGGGAGUAUUGGCGGAGAAACCAAGCGAAAGAGCUGAGACAGCUAUGAAUUACAUGUUGGAGAUUUUCCGUCUUUCUCUGAAAUUGGAUAUUUUGAUUACUGGUAAAUAUCACAGAAAGUACAAUACUCCAACAUGGAGAAAGUUUGUAAAAUAUCAGGACUUUUUCACCACUAUGGUAAUGGAUCUUAUUAACGACGCAAAAACAAAAAUUGAUAACGAUCCGGACUAUGCAAAAAAGUCAGAGAAUGAUAAAUCAGUUUUUGAAAAAUUGAUCGUUAAAGAUAAACAAAUUGCGAUUGUAAUGAUUUUAGACAUGUUGGGAGCUGGUAUUGAUACUACAUCAAGGGUAGGUGGAGCUACUUUGUACUACCUUGCAAGGAAUCCUGAAGCUCAGGCAAAUUUACGCGUUGAACUCAAACGCCUUAUGCCCAAGAAAGAUACAGUGAUAACAAAAGAAAUCCUCGAUGAAGCUAAAUAUCUUCGCGCAUGCAUUAAGGAAGCAUUAAGAUUUGCGCCUAUUUCGUUUGGCAACAUUCGCAUCAUGACCAAGGACAUUGUCCUUGCAGGAUAUCAGAUCCCAACUGGAAGUGUUGUCAAUCUACCCAAUCUUUACCUGUCGAAAGUGGUGGAUACGCAUUUCUCCAAUCCAAGUGCUUAUAUUCCCGAACGUUGGUUGCGCGACGUUAAAACAGAACAUGUGAACGCUUUCGUUUCACUACCAUUUGGAUUCGGUGCUAGGAGUUGUAUUGGCAAGCGGAUGGCCAAUAUGGAGAUAGAGGUUCUCGUUGCUAAGAUGGUGAGGAAUUUCAUGAUGGAGUGGAAACACAAGGAUAUGGCAUUCAAGCAGGAAAUGUUGUAUGGCAUGGCGGAUCCGUUGAAAAUUCGAUUGAGCGAUUGGGAAAUGUUAAUAAAUAAAUAUAGGUUAAUAUUCAUCAUGCGGCGAUCGUGUGAGGUUCGUGCGCUCCUCGCACGCCAAUUGCCGAAUUUAUUCAAAACAAACAAAAUAAUUCAACCUAAACAUUACUUGACAACAACCUCAACCUCAACAAAUACAUAUCGCACAGUUGAAUACGAAAAUGCCAAGCCGUACGCCUCCAUUCCAGGACCUCGACCACUUCCGAUCGUUGGAAAUGCGUGGAGAUUUUUCGGAGGUGUUGAUUUCGUAAAGAUGUGUAAACAAAUGCAUGAAAAAUAUGGCGAUAUCGUAAAGAUACAGAAAUUAAUAGCAAUUGGAGAUUUGACCAUAGUGUUCAACACUCGUGAUAUGGAGUACGCACUUCGUAAUGAAGGCCAAUGGCCAUAUCGGCAAAAUUUUGAGUCUAGUAUGUACUACCGCCAUGUUUUACGCAAAGACAUUUUCGGAGACACUUACGGUGUAGUUAAUGGCCAAUAUGAAAAGUGGGCCACAUUCCGGACUGCAGUCAACCCCAUUAUGAUGCAGCCACGUGUAACCCAUCAAUACAUUCCACAAAUCAACGAAAUCGCUGACGAGUUUAUUCAUUUUGUGAAGAUUUUGAAGAAGCAAGACCCAAAUGGUGAAAUGCCUGCGAAUUUCGAAGAUCAACUAAACAGAUGGGCAUUUGAAUCCAUCACCGCUAUUGCUCUGGAUACCAGAUUGGGGGUAUUAGCAGAGAAACCCAGUGAAAGAGCUGAGACAGCCAUGCAAUACAUGUUGGAAAUGUUCCGAAUUUUAUUAAAACUUGACAUUUUUGUGACUGGAAAAUAUCAUAGAAAAUUCAACUCGCCUUUAUGGAGAAAGUUUGUGAAAUAUCAGGACUUUUUUACUGAUAUGACCUUGGAACUCAUCGAUGAGGCCAAACAUAAAAUCGAUAAUGAUCCGGAUUAUGCUCGUAAGCCUGAACAUGAUAAAUCUGUUUUUGAAAAAUUGGUGGCUAUUGAUAAGAAAGUUGCUAUGGUCAUGACUUUGGACAUGCUGGGAGCUGGUAUUGAUACUACUUCAAGAGUAAGUGGAACAGCUUUGUAUUUUCUCGCCAAGAAUCCAGCGGCGCAAGAAAAGCUCCGCGAUGAAUUAAAACGCCUUCUGCCAAAAAAAGACACUCCCAUCACAAAGGAAAUCAUAGAUGAAGCUAAGUACCUUCGUGCUUGCGUUAAGGAGACUUUACGGUUUGCACCAAUCACGUUUGGUACCACUCGCAUGAUGCCCAAGGACCUAGUCAUUGGCGGGUAUCAGAUACCCGCUGGAACUUACAUUACUUUACCUAAUUUAUACUUAUCGAAGGAGGUGGACACGCAUUAUUCCAAUCCGAGUGCUUAUACUCCGGAACGUUGGUUGCGUGGUGAGAAAACCGAGAAUGUGAAUUCGUUUGUUUCGUUACCAUUUGGUUUCGGGCCUCGAAGUUGUAUUGGUAAACGGAUGGCAAACAUGGAGAUUGAGAUGGUUGUUGCUAAGAUGGUAAGAAAUUUCAAAAUGGAGUGGCAUCAUAAGGACAUGACUUUCAAACAAGAGUUUCUGUAUGGUUUUGCGGAUCCAUUGAGACUCCGAUUGAGCGAUAUUACUGACUGAUAAUAUAACUACUUAUGUUUAUUGUAAUUUUUUUAAUUUAAUGAUUUUUUAAAUUUUAA